Molecule: messenger RNA, 1656 nt
Organism: Vitis riparia (riverbank grape)
Lineage: Eukaryota; Viridiplantae; Streptophyta; Magnoliopsida; Vitales; Vitaceae
Product: elongation factor 1-gamma
Exons: 8
Coding region: 95-1369 (424 amino acids)
Biological process (GO): translational elongation
Molecular function (GO): glutathione transferase activity; translation elongation factor activity
Source: RefSeq, a predicted model, not a curated record
CAAACACUUCAGUCUUCCUUCCCUCUCUUGCUCUGGCCGCUGCUGAUCUUGGAAAACUGAAGUAAGGUGAAGUGAAGUGCUUCUUUGAUCAGCAAUGGCUCUGGUUUUGCAUGCUGGGAACACGAAUAAAAAUGCCUUCAAGGCACUCAUUGCUGCUGAGUACAGUGGUGUCAAAGUUGAGCUUGUCAAGAAUUUUGAGAUGGGUGUAUCAAAUAAAAGUCCUGAAUUUCUCAAGAUGAACCCUAUUGGAAAGGUUCCUGUCUUGGAAACACCUGAUGGACCUGUAUUUGAGAGCAAUGCCAUUGCGCGCUAUGUUACUCGAUUGAAGGCUGACAAUCCUCUUUAUGGCUCAACCUUGAUUGAAUAUGCUCAUAUUGAGCAAUGGAUUGAUUUUGGAUCAUUGGAGAUUGAUGCUAAUAUUUUGCGUUGGUUCAUCCCAAGAAUUGGUUUUGCUGUUUACCUUCCUCCGGCUGAGGAAGCUGCAAUUUCUGCAUUGAAGAGAGCGUUAGAUGCCUUGAACACUCAUCUUGCUUCAAACACUUACCUGGUUGGACACUCUGUGACAUUGGCUGAUAUUAUUAUGACAUGCAACUUGGUUAUGGGAUUUAGCCGGGUCAUGACAAAGAGCUUUACCUCGGAGUUCCCACAUGUUGAGAGAUAUUUCUGGACCAUGGUUAAUCAGCCAAAUUUCCGUAAGAUAUUGGGUGAGGUGAAACAGGCAGAAUCUGUUCCACCUGUUCAGUCAGCAAAGAAGCCUUCACAACCAAAAGAACCUAAGCACAAGGAUGAGCCAAAAAAAGAGGCCAAAAAGGAGGCCAAAAAAGAACCAGCAAAGCCUAAAGUGGCAGAGGCUGCUGAGGAGGAAGAGGCACCCAAGCCAAAGCCAAAGAACCCUCUUGAUCUGUUGCCUCCAAGUAAGAUGGUAUUGGAUGACUGGAAGAGGCUUUAUUCAAACACCAAGACCAACUUCCGCGAGGUUGCUAUCAAAGGAUUUUGGGACAUGUAUGAUCCUGAGGGCUACUCUCUCUGGUUCUGCGAUUACAAGUACAAUGAUGAGAAUACUGUCUCAUUUGUGACUUUGAACAAGGUGACUGGUUUCCUACAACGUAUGGAUUUGGCUCGUAAAUAUGCAUUUGGGAAGAUGCUGAUAGUGGGAUCUGAGGCACCAUUCAAGGUGAAGGGGCUGUGGCUCUUCAGGGGGCAAGAAAUUCCUCAAUUUGUAAUUGAUGAAUGCUAUGACAUGGAGCUAUACGAGUGGAAGAAGGUUGACCUCAGUGAUGAAGCUCAGAAGGAGCGUGUCAACCAGAUGAUUGAAGACCAGGAGCCAUUUGAGGGAGAGGCACUACUGGAUGCCAAGUGCUUCAAGUGAUGAGAUAAUACACCAUCCCAACUAAAGCGAGCUGGUUAAAAAAGGAUCAUCAAUUUUUUCUCUUCCUCUCUAUUCCUAGUUUUGUGUUUCAAAACCGAUUGAUCUGUCUUUUUGUUUCAUUACUACUAGUCUUAGUUUACUUCCAUAGCUUGGUAUGAUGUUAAUGCUUUUUUGGUCUCGAGAGUCAUGAGAAAAAUGUAUGUGUUCAAGCUUUUAAUUUAAAAUUUUCCUCACUGGACUUUUGCGUGCGAGUAUUCAUAGCUUCAAUGAUAUUGAAAUAUUGACUC